This is a messenger RNA of Schistocerca gregaria, 995 nucleotides long. RefSeq lists its product as uncharacterized. The transcript has 5 exons. The record is from RefSeq and is a predicted model, not a curated record. NCBI's taxonomy places the organism in Eukaryota, Metazoa, Arthropoda, Insecta, Orthoptera, Acrididae. Bases 261 to 995 code for a protein of 244 amino acids.
CACCGAAGUUGGUAAAGUGUGCCAGCCGGGAGCAGCCGCCCCCCGCGGUCUUAGCUGCGCAGCGCCUGGCAGACCGCCUCAGGGACACCGGACUGCCGCCGCCACCUCCACGUGGAGCGCAGGAGGGAGAGGGGUGCGCCGGCGCCCUGGCGCAGCUCCGUCGCCUCACUGGGGGCGAAAUCUGGGAACUCGUCGAGGAGCUUGACUGCCGGGUCGCUGCCGACUGUAUCGACUAUCACUGUGUACCGAGGUUGAACAACAUGAAAUGGAACAUGACAACGCUGCAAACAGAUGAUCUGAGGCAUCAUAUCCUGUCCCAGUCAGUGCAUGCUGUUCGACAAAUCACAAGAGUCACGGUCGGCAUGGUGAAUUGUGAGUGGUGGCGUCCUGUUCAGUUUGUGGAUAAACCUGAACUGCAGGCCCAGGCGGCUAUUUUCCGGGAACGCCUCUCCAGCUACUGGCGGGAAUUGGCGCAGCUGCUCUCACUCGGUGCGACGCACGCCUCACAGCUGUUGCUUCCCCUCGCAUUCGAACGUAUGGGUAACCACGCAAGUGAUCAGCAACUCCACGGUUGGAUUAAGGACAUGGAACGUGUGAAAGACAUGCUGCGCACGAAAUUAACCGGAUGGGUACAGGACUUGCAAUUCGCCAGCAAACAGAUGGAGCACUACGAGGUGGAGGGAGAGAAGGACAGACCAGGGCACUUGAUACUCAGACGGCCGCUGUUGAGUGACCGACUGCUGCGCUAUCAGCCGUGGAACCUCUCCUCUGACGACGACUUCCGUGCGCUCUGCAAGCAGCGGCACCCAGAGGCGUCGCAAAUGUUCAGCCUCGCUGACGAUCUGUACGCCUUCAGCCGUGUCUACUGGUUCGCUGCAGCGGAGUACAUCGAUUCAUACUACGAAUAUCAUGUCAAGAUUGUAGGUAAGUUUAUUACUGGGACCUGGCCACUUCACGGUUAUGCGCUGACAACUGUUCAGUUGUUCGAGGAAUGA